AUGCCAAAGAUGAAUCUAUUCAAUGGUCUCCACCUAAAGGGCGUCCUCUGGAAGCAUCCGGGAAAACAAGAUUCAUCCGUCGUCUUCCGCCUCUCGAACGGCGGGGAGGUCUCCUCCGACGGGAACUGCCUCUUCACCGCGUCGCAGAAGGCGAUGGAGGCGCGUGGGGUCGACGCGCGGGAGUUGAGAUCGAGGACGGUGAGGAGGUUUCUCGAGGAUUACGGAUCUUUGGGAGAGGAGGAGAAGGAGGGUGUUAAGGAGGCGGUUAGGCAUAUGUACUCGCCGGAUCUGAAGAGAGGGUGGGGGAUUCAUAUCGUUCAGGAGGAGAAGUUGUUGGCUAAGAAGGUGGAGCGUGAGAGUCUUGAUAACGCUAUUGAUGAGCUUAUGCAAAUUGGGAUGCAAAGAGAAAUAGCUGCGGAGUCGAUUUAUAGAGAGAGGUGUGUUCCGGUGAACGAUGGGUUUAGUUGGGCGAAGUACAUGUCGAUUUCAGGGUCGUUAGAAGAUGAGUAUGAUAUUAUUAGCUUGCAGUAUACGGAAGAUGGUUUGUUAUCUGUUGAUGAGAAUAGACAAGGGCAUGCGGCUGCUUUUGGGGAUGAUAUUGCGAUUGAGUGUCUUGCUACUGAGUUUAAACGAGAGAUCUAUGUGGUGCAAGCGCAUGGGUCUGAUGGGAUGGUGGAGGAAGAGAAUUGUGUGUUCUUUCUUCCACAUAAGCCGAGAAGUGAGGUUGUUGAAUCUCCAGUGUUUCUAUUCAUGAAAGGCACAGGGUGGUGUGGUGGUGGAGCAGAUCAUUAUGAGCCAUUGAUAGUGAGUCCGUCUCAGAUGAUAUCUCAAGAGAAAGUCGCCUUCGUUCUGUGA
Molecule: messenger RNA, 855 nt
Organism: Eruca vesicaria subsp. sativa (arugula)
Lineage: Eukaryota; Viridiplantae; Streptophyta; Magnoliopsida; Brassicales; Brassicaceae
Source: the annotation of a GenBank genome assembly